Messenger RNA from Hevea brasiliensis (rubber tree), 1214 nucleotides. RefSeq lists its product as uncharacterized. The transcript has 5 exons. Gene Ontology annotation, biological process: glucose metabolic process; beta-D-galactose catabolic process via UDP-galactose, Leloir pathway. Gene Ontology annotation, molecular function: carbohydrate binding; aldose 1-epimerase activity. Bases 86 to 1165 code for a protein of 359 amino acids. The record is from RefSeq and is a predicted model, not a curated record. NCBI's taxonomy places the organism in Eukaryota, Viridiplantae, Streptophyta, Magnoliopsida, Malpighiales, Euphorbiaceae.
AUUUUUUUUUAUCUGACUUCUCUAUAUAUAUGCUUAGUUCUGGGUAUUUGAGAUUAUAGCAUUCUGAUAAUUUGACAUAUCAACAAUGGCCAGGAUGUCUUUUUCUUCCUCCUGUUGUUGUUUUUUCUUGGUGGCUUUGUUAUUUUCUAAUUACUAUGGCUGUCUAGCGGAGAAUCAAAUUGAUGUGUAUGAACUGCAGAGGGGAGAUUUUUCAAUCAAAUUCACUAAUUAUGGUGCAACUAUGCUUUCUGCUGUUCUCCCUGAUAAAUAUGGAAAGUUGGCUGAUGUUGUUCUUGGGUUCGAUUCGGUUGAGGAUUACAAGAAUGAUUCAACCUACUUUGGGAAUAUUGUUGGACGUGUUGCUAAUAGAAUUACAGGGGCCCAAUUUACUUUGAAUGGAACCCUUUACAAAUUGGUUCCUAAUGAAGGGAAAAACAUGCUUCAUGGUGGUCCCAAAGGCUUCAGUGAAGUUGUAUGGAAAGUCCAUAGUUACAAUAAAAAUUCUCAUAUAACAUUCACCUAUGACAGCUUUGAUGGAGAGGAAGGUUUUCCGGGUGAUCUUUCUGUAUCGGUAACAUAUAUGCUAAUUGGAACGAACAGGUUGGCCGUGAAAAUGUUCGCGCAGCCCCUCAACAAGGCUACUCCAGUGAACCUAGCCUUGCACACUUAUUGGAACCUUGGUGGCCAUAAUAGUGGUAAUAUCCUCUCCCACACUAUCCAGCUCUUUGGAUCUCAAAUCACUCCAGUAGAUAAUGAUCUCCUUCCUACUGGAAAAGUUACCCCCGUAAAAGGCACACCCUUUGACUUCUUAGAGCCCCGCGAGAUUGGAAGCAAGUUCAAUGAGCUACCUGAUGGAUAUGAUAUUAACUAUGUGCUAGAGGACUUGAAUCCUGGGCACUUGAAAAAGGUUGCAGUGGUGAAAGAAAAUAUAUCUGGAAGGAAGCUGGAGCUGUGGACUAAUAAACCUGGGUUGCAGUUCUAUACCAGUAAUAAGUUGGACAAUGUUAAGGGUAAAGAUGGAUUUAUUUACAAGAAGCAUGCUGGAAUUUGCUUGGAGACUCAAGGGUUUCCUGAUUCCGUUAAUCAACCAAAUUUUCCAUCCCAGAUUGUGAAUCCAGGAGAGACUUACAAGCAUGUUAUGAUUUAUAGGUUCACAGCUAGCUAGCUACUAGAGUUCCUCUUCAAGAAAUAAACAGUAAUUUUGUUAUUAAUUA